This is a messenger RNA of Nestor notabilis (Kea), 733 nucleotides long. Its product is annotated as NADP-dependent malic enzyme. Gene Ontology annotation, biological process: malate metabolic process; pyruvate metabolic process. The record is from RefSeq and is a predicted model, not a curated record. The annotation marks the transcript as partial. The transcript has 6 exons. Gene Ontology annotation, cellular component: mitochondrion. Lineage: Eukaryota; Metazoa; Chordata; Aves; Psittaciformes; Psittacidae. Gene Ontology annotation, molecular function: malate dehydrogenase (decarboxylating) (NAD+) activity; malate dehydrogenase (decarboxylating) (NADP+) activity.
AUGGCUUUUACCUUGGAGGAGAGGCAACAGUUGAAUAUUCAUGGAUUAUUGCCACCUUGUUUUCUUGGUCAAGAUGCCCAGGUUUAUAGUAUUCUUCAGAAUUUUGAAAGGCUGACAUGUGACCUAGAUAGAUAUAUUCUACUAAUGAGUCUUCAGGAUCGAAAUGAAAAGCUUUUCUAUAAAGUGCUGACUUCGGACAUUGAAAGGUUCAUGCCUAUUGUUUAUACUCCCACCGUGGGACUGGCUUGCCAACAAUAUGGUUUAGCAUUUCGGAGGCCAAGAGGUCUUUUUAUUACUAUCCAUGACCGGGGACACAUCCCUCCAAUGCUUAAAUCCUGGCCAGAAAAUGUCAUCAAGGCUAUUGUGGUGACAGAUGGAGAACGUAUUCUUGGUCUUGGAGACCUUGGCUGUUAUGGAAUGGGCAUUCCAGUUGGUAAACUGGCACUUUAUACGGCAUGCGGAGGAGUAAAACCUUACGAGUGCCUACCAGUGAUGUUGGAUGUGGGAACAGAUAAUGAGAUGUUGCUGAAAGAUCCUUUGUAUAUUGGGCUGAGACACAAGAGAGUCAGAGGUCAAGCCUAUGAUGAUCUUCUUGAUGAAUUCAUGGAAGCUGUAACUUCAAGGUAUGGCAUGAACUGCCUUAUUCAAUUUGAGGAUUUUGCUAAUGCUAAUGCAUUCCGCCUCCUGAAUAAGUACCGUAACAAGUAUUGCACUUUCAAUGAUGACAUUCAAG